CUGGCCUCGCGCCCCUCCACAUCACAACGCCCAGCUGCUCCCGCUCCGUUGCCUCGCCGUGGCCGUGGCCGCCGCCUCCCUCCCGCUCCUCCGGCUACCGGAAACCAUGGUCAACUCCUGCCUCUCCACCGCCGCAGCGCACUCUGCGCUGCGCCUCCUGUCCGACGGCGCUGCCGGGGCGCAGCUCCAUCACGCGUCGUCAUCAGUGUUUCCGCGCCCGGCGCGCGCACCGCACCACCGGCUCGUCGCCGCGCCCGCGGUGGCAGUGCCCGGGCACUGGAGGCGCGCGCUCGCGGUCACAGUGAUGGCGUCGCGGGAGGAGGCCGCGGCCACGGCUGUCGAGGAGUUGGAGGAGGUCGCGGAGCGAGAGGAACAGUUACCAGAGCAAGACGAAGUUCAGGAUGGGGAAGGUGGAGCCGUCGAGGGUAGUUCGCAAGACAGCAGACCGUCGGUGGCCGCGAGCACCACCACCACCACCAAGCUCUACUUCGGCAACCUGCCGUACAACUGCGACAGCGCGCAGCUUGCCGGCAUUGUGCAGGAGUACGCCAGCCCGGAGAUGGUCGAGGUGUUGUACGAUCGCAUCACGGGAAGAAGCCGAGGGUUCGCCUUCGUGACAAUGACCACGGUUCAAGACUGCGAGCUGGUAAUCAAGAACCUCGACGGCAGCCUGUACGGUGGCCGGACGAUGAAGGUGAACUUCGCCGACCGGCCGAAGCCGAAGCUGCCGCUGUACCCGGAGACGGAGCACAAGCUUUUCGUCGGCAACCUGUCGUGGACGGUCACCUCGGAGAUGCUCACGGAGGCGUUCGGACGCUGCGGCAACGUGGUCGGCGCGAGGGUGCUCUACGACGGCGAGACCGGCCGCUCCCGGGGCUACGGCUUCGUCUGCUACUCCACCAAGGAGGAGAUGGACGAGGCUAUUUCCUCGCUCAACGGAACGGAAUUGGAAGGCAGGGAGAUCAGGGUCAACUUAGCCCUCGGAAACAAGUAACAUGGUUCAGAUGGGGAGGAAGCUGCAAUUGUUAUGUGCUGGAUGUCUCCUUGCAAUGCGAGGUUUGAAAUGCAGCAAAGAAUUCGCCGCCUACGAGCACAUCACAGGAGUGGGGAACACGAAAUGUAAAUCUUUCUAAUCUAGCAUAGCAUGGAAAUUGGUUGCCAUCUGGUCUGUAUUUAGCAAAGAAGGAUCAUACAUUGUGAAUUGUGAUUCUGACGGUUUUGGGCUGCUGGUUCCUCUGAUCACUGGAACACAAAUUUGGUUGGAUCCAUGCACAUUUGAAGCAACUGUUGCUGAAAGAGAUUAUAGACUCAAGUCUGAAAGCAACAGCUGUAUACAAAAUACAAAUGAUUAUCGAAGUACUGACAGAUACUUUCUCUCCGUUUAAA
This is a messenger RNA of Sorghum bicolor (sorghum), 1386 nucleotides long. Its product is annotated as 28 kDa ribonucleoprotein, chloroplastic. Gene Ontology annotation, molecular function: mRNA binding. The transcript is spliced from 4 exons. Lineage: Eukaryota; Viridiplantae; Streptophyta; Magnoliopsida; Poales; Poaceae. The coding region runs from base 107 to 994 and encodes 295 amino acids. Gene Ontology annotation, cellular component: cytosol. The record is from RefSeq and is a predicted model, not a curated record.